Molecule: messenger RNA, 1572 nt
Organism: Parastagonospora nodorum SN15
Lineage: Eukaryota; Fungi; Ascomycota; Dothideomycetes; Pleosporales; Phaeosphaeriaceae
Exons: 2
Coding region: 1-1527 (508 amino acids)
Biological process (GO): proteolysis
Molecular function (GO): aminopeptidase activity; metalloexopeptidase activity
Source: RefSeq, a predicted model, not a curated record
AUGAAGGUCGCACUUCUCGCUGCUCUCGCCGCUGCGGCGUCAGCGACUGCUGAACUCCGAGGACGACAGGAUGGCCACAAUGACAAGCCAUGCAAGAACAGGCCCAUGGUCGGAUCGAGGAAACUCGAGGCAGAUAUCACUUCGAAGAAGCUCCUAAGAGGCGCUCAGCAGCUCCAGGACUUCGCCUACAACUAUCCUGCGCGCAACAGGAUCAUGGGCGGAUCUGCACACAAUGACACUGUCAUGUGGCUGAAGAAGGAGCUCGAGUCUACAUCGUACUACGAUGUUACUCUCCAGCCAUUCUCGAACUAUGUAAUGCUUAAUGGCACGAUCAACAAGUUCACUAUUGGCGGACAGGCUAUCAACUCGACACUAUUUGAAUACUCGAACUCCACUGCUGGCCUCGUCACUGCACCCCUGGUUGUAGUCAGCAACCUUGGCUGCGAGGCGAGUGAUUACCCCGCAAGCUUGUCUGGUAACAUCGCCCUCGUCUCCCGUGGCUCUUGCGACUUCGGACUCAAGUCUGCUCUUGCUGGCGGUGCUGGUGCGGUCGGUGCGGUUAUCUACAACAACGUCCCGGGCGCAGUCAGCGCUACUCUUGGCCCUCCACCUCGAGCUGAGGGACCUUACGUUGCUACUGUUGGUCUGUCCCAGGAGCAGGGUCUAGCUUACGUCGCCCAACUCCAGAGCGGUGCCAAUGUAACUGCAUCCCUGGACGUCAAGACCGUCAUCGAGAAGAUCACUACCAAUAACGUCCUGGCCACCAGCAAAUGUGGUGACAAGAACAACCAGUUGGCACUAGGAGCACACACUGAUUCCGUCGGCGCCGGUCCUGGAAUCAACGACGACGGCAGCGGCACUGUUGGCAUCUUGAACGUUGCAAAGUCUCUCGCCAAGUACAACGUCAAGAAUGCCGUCACCUUUGGCUUCUGGAGUGGAGAGGAGAGCGGCCUGCUCGGCUCAACUUAUUUUGUCGAGAACCUAUCUCCCGAAGAAUCUCUCAAGAUUCGCGCAUACCUCAACUUCGACAUGAUUGCUUCGCCCAACUACGUUCACCAGAUCUACGACGGAGAUGGCAGUGCUUACGGCCUCACUGGCCCGUCUGGAAGCGGCGAUAUCGAAGCUUUCUUCGAGCAAUACUUCACCCGCGUUGGUGUUCCGUACAAUGCCACCGAAUUCAACGGCCGUUCUGACUACGGCCCCUUCCUUGACGCCAACAUCCCCGCCGGAGGAUCGACCACCGGUGCCGACGAGGUCAAGACUGCAAAGGAAGCAGAGAUCUGGGGUGGUGUUGCCGGCGAGAUUCUCGACCAGAACUACCACCAGGCAGCUGACACGGUCGACAACCUCAACCAAGAGGCAUGGUUAUUGCACGCACGAGGUAUUGCCGCCGCUGUCGCCAAGUACGCAGUCAGCUGGGAGGGAUUCCCAACGCGUUCGCCCGUAGGUAACACUACUGCAAAGCGUAGCGUGAAGGAAGUCCAGCGAUCAGUCAGGGGAGGCAAGCGCUCGCUCCAGCUAUUCUAGGCAUCAAUACAUAGACGUAAUGAACUAAUUGUACUUUCACACCCC